This is a messenger RNA of Anguilla anguilla (European eel), 3414 nucleotides long. It is a transcript of the gene pou6f1, whose product is annotated as POU class 6 homeobox 1. Bases 527 to 2380 code for a protein of 617 amino acids. Gene Ontology annotation, biological process: regulation of transcription by RNA polymerase II. The record is from RefSeq and is a predicted model, not a curated record. The transcript has 13 exons. Gene Ontology annotation, molecular function: RNA polymerase II cis-regulatory region sequence-specific DNA binding; DNA-binding transcription factor activity, RNA polymerase II-specific. NCBI's taxonomy places the organism in Eukaryota, Metazoa, Chordata, Actinopteri, Anguilliformes, Anguillidae.
GUCGAGUGGCGGCGUUUUUUUCCGUGCAAUACUUGCCUUGCAUAAAUUAUGUUCAUGACGUAGUGCAAAAAGACAAUUUUGUAUUAAAUUUGCGGGACUUUUCUGCGGAAAGCCUUGGUUUCGGUGUGCACGAAGGUGUUUGGUGUUCACCCAAGCUUCAGGUAACGGAGGAACCGUCAUUAAAUAUUAAGGGUAGGAGGUUGUACGUGCUGCCGACCCUCUUUAUCAAUGCAAAUGCAUCUUUUGUGUGCUGUCAUAGCGCCUAACUGCAAGCUGUGAGAUGAAUUUUUAAUUAUUCGGCUUAUAAACAAACUGUGCCUAAGCUUCUGAAAAGAGGAGUCGCUCCCCCAAAAAACCUGAAUUAUUUUCGGGACUACAUCCUCCUGCAUCGAUACCUGAAGAGGCUAGCUGAAGGCUACACUGUUGUAGUCUACAGUUUUGUUAGAUUUGCACAUGGAGUGUGACAAAUCAGGGGCUGUUUAAGUAUGUGGGCACAGUGACACCUGGGUGGUGUGAGUUAGGCGCUAUGGACCCGGAGGAGCUGUCUGCUAACGAAGGCUCCCUCACCGUUAACGAACAGCCGUUAGGUUCCUGCACUUUGAAAUUGCCUGCCCGAGACAACCAGGUGAUUGUGAUGUCGAGCCAUGAGACGAUCCGCGUGCUCGAGGUGGAGGUGGACGCGUCUCUGCCCGCCUCCGGGGCUGAUGGGAAGCGGGAGGCCGGGGGUGAGGAGGGGGAGAACCUCCCCCUGGAGCCCAGUGAGGGAGGGGCCCAGGACCUCCCCACACAGCCGUGUAACAGCGGUGGAGUAGUGUUGGCCGAUGGAGGCGUUGCCGUGGAAACAUCAGCCCCUGUGGUCCAGACGGUGGCCCCUGCUGGUGCCAUCAGCGUGUCCCUGGCGCAGCCCCAAACGGCUAUGCCCAUCACCGUGCAGGGCUGCCCACAGGUGCUGACCCAGGACAGCUUGGCCACCCUGAUGACGGGGGUGAUGGCCCAGCCCGGGUCUCUGGGCCAGCCGGUCCUGAUCCCGCUCAGCAUGGCGGGCCCCAUGGGGGGUCAGGGGGGUCUGGCUCUCAUCACCAUCCCCACGGCAACCGUGGCAACCCUGCCUGGGCUCACAGCCGCCACUCCCGCUGGAGGUGUCCUCAAACUGCCCCUCGGCCUGCAAACCGCCACGGUGUUGAACACGGUCCAGCCUCAGAUGCACACGGCGACGCAGGCCAUCCUGCAGCCUCCGGCCACGCCCACCCCGGGCGUGGCGCAGGUGGUGACCACCUCCGUCGCUUCUACCGUGCCCAGGGUCUCCGAGGCGACCGUAUCCAUGGCAGCUCCGCAUACGGCGGGGCUGACUAUCAAUCCCGCCAUUAUCAGUGCAGCCUCUCUGGGGGCCCAGCCUCAGUUCAUAAGCUCACUGACGACCACGCCCAUCAUCACCAGCCAUCUCUCUGGUAUGGCGGGCCUCACCAGCCAGAUCAUCACCAACGCACAGGGACAGGUGAUCGGGACCCUCCCCUUCCUCCUAAACCCCACCUCCCUGGCGGGCGGGGCUACUGCCCCUGCCCUCUCCUCUCAGAGCCUGCAGGUCCAGACUGUGUCUCCCCAGCUGGUGGUGAAUGCCCAGGGCCAGAUCAUCGCCACCAUUGGAAAUGGCCCCGCCUCCACCGCCACGUCCGCCACCGUCCUCCCCAAGACCUCCGCACCCCUGACGCUCGCUAAGCCCAACACUCAGGGGCCCGUGGUGACCGUGACACAGCCUCCCGUGGUCAUCGCCCCCCAGCCCUCUGCGGUGAAGACGGUCACCUCCCUCUCCGCCCCCGUCCCCAUUGCCUGCGGGGACUCCCCCACGGUGGGCCAGCUCGUCAGCAAGCCCCAGCAGGGAGUCGCAGAGGAAGAGGGCAUUAAUCUGGAGGAAAUCCGUGAGUUCGCCAAGAACUUCAAGAUCCGCCGUCUCUCCCUGGGGCUCACGCAGACGCAAGUGGGACAGGCGCUCACUGCUACAGAGGGGCCCGCCUACAGCCAGUCUGCCAUCUGCAGGUUCGAGAAGCUGGACAUCACGCCCAAGAGCGCGCAGAAGCUGAAGCCGGUCCUGGAGAAGUGGCUGGCGGAGGCGGAGCUGUGGAACCAGAAGGGGCAGCAGAACCUGAUGGAGUUUGUGGGCGGGGAGCCGUCCAAGAAGCGCAAGAGGCGCACCAGCUUCACCCCGCAGGCCAUCGAGGUGCUCAACACCUACUUCGAGAAGAACGCCCUGCCCACGGGCCAGGAGAUCACCGAGAUCGCCAAGGAGCUCAACUACGACCGCGAGGUGGUCCGCGUCUGGUUCUGCAACCGGCGCCAGACCCUGAAGAACACCAGCAAGAUCAACGUCUUUCAGAUUCAGUAACGGAGCGGGGCGGGGUUUGGGGGCGGGGCGGGAUAGGGGGUGAGGAAGGGGAUUGGUGCUCCGAUGGAGCGGCAAAGGAGUCGCAGCUGGAGGUCGAUGGGUUUUCUGAAAGUGAGGAGGCGGGAUUUACUGCUUGCGGGAGGCGGGAUUUAAUUUGUGGGUGGCGCUCGUGAAGAGAACACAGCCCAAGAUGAAGGAUAGACGUGCGUGUGGACAAACGCGGAUUGCUCUUCCUAAUCCCCAGUUCGGGUUCCACCAUUUUCACGAAGGAGAUCUUUUUGGGGGAUGAGGAAGGGUGAAGAAGGGUGAGGGCUUCUAUUGGUUUUUAGCCCGUGUGGCAAUUUUAUAGUGACAAUCUUGUCAAGCCAGUCUGAGGGGAAUGUAACGCACGUGUUUUUAUGUGGGAACCUUCUCAGCCUGAGAUUGGCAUAACAUGGCAACCAGUGGGAUCCAAAUUUGGCCUUGUAUAGGAAGGAAGAAAAGUAUGCUACAACCGCUGCUGUUUCACCGCUGAGGUAAAUGGUCAUGGUGGAGCAUGGGUAAAGAAAGGCAGAAAGUGAAAAUCCAAAUCGAACCUCUCCUUCCCCGUACGGACGUCGAGAAUUUCGAUCUCCUGCGUACAUUUUGUAUUUUAACCUUUUCCGAUAUCAGUUUCACUAUGUUUGUGUCACGUCGGUGACUUUUGAAAAGCUGAUUGAAUUGGAAGUGGAGCAUGCUUUUAUUUACCUUGUUACAAUUACCUGACAUUUUAUAACGAUUGUUUCAUCAAUAUAAUAAGUAAUGCCGAUCUGUCAUGUUAAACAGAGAUCGGCAGUCACAGUGACUUUUCCAUCCAUCGACGAGAGAAAGUUAUGCCAUAUUUUGUUGAGUCUCGGUGCUUGCAAUGUGAGGAAAUGUAUGGUGCAGAUGGUAAGUGUGGCAGAAGGACAGUGUUCAGCAGUGGGGGGCAGAGCGAUUUGCAUAAGCCAUGCCAUUGGUUGCUUCUGGCAGGCAUUACAAACGAUGUCAGAACCAGCCAGCCAAUCAUGCUGAAG